Molecule: messenger RNA, 297 nt
Organism: Macrosiphum euphorbiae (potato aphid)
Lineage: Eukaryota; Metazoa; Arthropoda; Insecta; Hemiptera; Aphididae
Source: the annotation of a GenBank genome assembly
AUGGAUGAAGUGAUGCACGCACUGUUUCUGACGCAUAUACCCACGGGGUGGUGCAUUUUUGAUAAACAAGAAGAAUGUGUUCAAGAAGAAACGGAUAAUUUUAUGAAAGACUAUCAGAAGACAGCGAAAAUAAAGCUAGUCGACCAGAAUGUGCCAGGGAAUGAUAGAAAUAUUCAAAUAAAGAAUACCAAAUUAGAUGAUAAAAAUGUUUGCAGAGAAGCUGCCAUGCUAAAGACAUUUAUUGUAUGUUUGAUACAUGGUUCCAACCGAUCAGCCUGGUAUAUCACAACAAUUUGA